Cantharellus anzutake is the source of this 985-nucleotide messenger RNA. RefSeq names its product kinase-like domain-containing protein. NCBI's taxonomy places the organism in Eukaryota, Fungi, Basidiomycota, Agaricomycetes, Cantharellales, Hydnaceae. The coding region runs from base 109 to 786 and encodes 225 amino acids. The transcript is spliced from 4 exons. Gene Ontology annotation, biological process: signal transduction; protein phosphorylation. The record is from RefSeq and is a predicted model, not a curated record. Gene Ontology annotation, cellular component: cytoplasm. Gene Ontology annotation, molecular function: protein kinase activity; ATP binding.
UCAUUCAAGGAAUUCGGACCCCCAGGAGAAGUGCUGGAAGGUGUGUAUGCUUGUGCAAAGACAAUCCUGCCUAAAUCAUGCCAGCACUUCCAGCGACUGAAAAGAGAGAUGCGUGUGUGGUCAUGUCUCAGCCACCCCAAUGUCGUCCCACUACUCGGCUAUGUGGAUGAUGUCAGCGGUCAAGGCCUUGUCUCUCCCUGGUAUCCGGAAGGGGAUGUAAUCAAGUUCAUCAAGAGUCACCCUAGUGCCAACAGGGAUACAAUUUGUGCCGAUGUAGCUUCAGGUUUAGAAUAUCUUCAUUCACAAAACCCGUCGAUUGUGCAUGGUGACAUGAAAGGGGAAAAUAUUUUGAUCACUCUGGAUGGGCACGCUUGCAUCUGCGAUUUUGGCCUCUCAAUUAUCUUGGAUAACAACCCCACUGGAUUUACUUCUUCAGUGAUUGGAAUGACUCUUAUCUUUUCCGCCCCGGAAUUAUUGGAUUGUAGCGAGAAGACGACCGAAUCUGAUGUUUAUGCUUAUGGGUGCACUUGCAUCGAGAUCCUUCUAGCGAAAAAGCCACACCAAACCAUCCAUAACCAGCCUGUAGGCGUCAUUGUCGAGGCGAUCCGAAACGGUAUGCCACCUAUCUCCCCUGAACAGCUCGAACAGUGCAAUUCGCUUCUCCCACUUCACCUAAUAAAACAAUGCUGGAGUCUGGAACCAUCGGAUCGACCACGGGCUAAACACUUAGCCGAGGCCUUUGGAGGUGCUCUUGCGAGCCACGCAAAGCCGGAAACUACAUUGUGACCCCUGCGACCAUACAUAACACCAUAUUUGAUCUCUCUAGCUUUCAUCUGCUUCAUUUGGACCGUUUUACAUGAUCUGAAUGGCUCUGUAUGCAAUCCGCUACUUUGCAUUAAGCUCAAAGACAACCAUUAUCUAACUUGACACGGUACCACUCCGUAAUCGCUCCCUGGUUCUUGUUUCAAAUCCUCCAAAGAAACCU